Molecule: messenger RNA, 2088 nt
Organism: Emys orbicularis (European pond turtle)
Lineage: Eukaryota; Metazoa; Chordata; Testudines; Emydidae
Product: THAP domain-containing protein 6-like
Exons: 8
Coding region: 319-1146 (275 amino acids)
Source: RefSeq, a predicted model, not a curated record
GAGCCUGGACUGGAGUCACGUGAUUGCGGUCGGCGGCGAUGUCUCUGCCAUUGCUCUGUGGGGGCAGAGUAGUGCGCGGGGCACUUCCGGGGCAGCUGCCCCUCCAGAUAUGAGCUCCCAACCUUCCUGGAUGGCUGCAAGAUAAGUUGGGCUUUGCAGCAUGCCUGGAAUGGUGCCAAAUCUAGGCAGCGGUGGACCAAGGAGGGAAGCAAAUUCCCGAGCCAAGGGCCUCGAAUGGGGAGUUCCCUUCUUAUUCCUGAGCUACCAAAGAUUUUGGAGGAGCACUGAAUGUAGUAACCAUCUCUGAGGGGGACUAUCAUGGUGAAAUAUUGUGCAGCAUAUAACUGCAGUAAUGCAGACACAAAGUUAAAUCGGAAGCAGGGAAUAACUUUUCAUAGGUUUCCCAAGGAUAAUAAGAAAAAACAGCAGUGGGCCCAGGCAGUACAUCGGGCUGACCCUGUGAGUGGCAAACUCUGGACACCAUCUGAAUGGGAUAUGAUUUGUUCUCAACAUUUCAAUCCUGGCUGCUUCAAAGAAAUUAAUGGAAAGAAAUUUUUAAAAGAAGGGAGUUGUCCUUCUAUAUUUUCCUUUCCUGACAAUUUUCAGACCAGUACCUUUCCCAUUCACACUUAUGUGGACCAGGUCUCAACAUCUCUGUGGCAGCUUCUACAGUUUGCUGGGCUCUUUUCUAACGGUAAGCCUGAUCUGAUGCCUGUAGAAGCAGAUGUGAAGGAGAGAAUAGAUAAUUCUCUACGGAGAUCAGCAAAGAACUCCAAAUGUGCUGGCAUAUUUCGAGAAAAUCCUCCUCUCGAGGCAGAUCCCAGUGAAGUGUAUCUUACACCAGCCACGGUAAAGAAAACCGCGAACAACCCAAAAAGAUUAACAGAAAACUUCAGCUGUGUUCAUGAGGUAGACACCAGUGGGGUGUGUAAUACACAGGACACAGUAAUGACAGACCACCAUUACCAUAUCACAGCCAGUCCAAAAACUCUGAAGAGGAAAUUGGAUGAACUUUUAGCAGAGAAUCACAAGCUCAGAAGAAAAUUAAGAAAUGCUUCUGAUCAAGAAGAGAGACUCCAUAAAAAUGUGGAAAUCUUGUUGGACAAGCUGCACUCUAAAGACAUGUUGUCAAGGGAAAUAAUGUGAUUGCUAGAUCUGUGCAAAGGGCAUGGGCUGAAUGACAGGUCUUCUCUCCCACUGCACUCAGCUGUUGGAUAAGAAAUGUUCACUAAUGUUUAUUGCUAUACAUGUCAUUUUUGAACGUAUUUAUUAAAUAAAAAGAUGUAAACAUUACUGAAGUUUUCAUAUAAAAGCUAGAAACUUCAAAGUUAAGAUUGGCACUUGUGUUGUUCAGGGAGUGAAUGUCAGCCUUUUCCUUUAAUUCCCUGUCUCUUCUGCAUUUGUCCCACACGGUUAUUUUUUAGCUAUAUAGUUUCAUGGAGGGUGGAUGGGAGUUUUACUGCUUUAAAAAAAAAAAAAAAAAAAAAGUCUUCUGUAGACAUUUACUAAGUGGGUUGUAUUUACCUGAGAGAGCGCCAUGGCUUUUUGAAAUAAUACACUAGAAUGUUCCAAUAAAUAUUUAUAAAUUUCCCAAAACCUGAUAGAUUUCCUAACCUAUAGUCUGAUAAAUAUGUUGCAGCAUUUAUGAAAAUUUGUAUUGGUUCAUAUCUCUUUAUAUUUAACCAGUGUAUUAGACUAGUUUCAGAUAAAAUUUUUAAUGGCAAAAAGUUGAAAAGACCACAUUAUGAGACAUUUCUUUUGCAGCUCCUCCAAAACUUCUAGCAGUAAAAACCUUCACGACACCUCCAACCAUCACGGACUUUGCUUAGAGCACCUACUUUAUUCAUUGUUGUCUUUUCCCCCCUUCUCCAUCUUAUGUCACCUUUUAAGUGCAUUAAUUUCUAACAGCGCAAUGGUGUCAUUGCAACAGCCAUCCACCCAUGCACUAUAAAGUCAGCUUUACAUAAUAGUUUGAAAUACAUACUUUUUUUUGGAAGAUUGGCAUUUGCGUUAAUCAUAUUAAAUCUUAUGAUCACACAUAGUAACGUGUGUGUGUAUAUAUACACACACACACACACCUCUACCCCG